Messenger RNA from Paramecium tetraurelia, 1413 nucleotides. RefSeq lists its product as uncharacterized. The record is from RefSeq and is a predicted model, not a curated record. The transcript is spliced from 2 exons. NCBI's taxonomy places the organism in Eukaryota, Ciliophora, Oligohymenophorea, Peniculida, Parameciidae.
AUGGGAAUGUGUUAAGCAACUAAAAGGAACAAUGUUCAAUAGAAUAAGAAAUCUGACAUCUCUUAAAAUGCAAGCUAAGUGAUAUUGGAUUAAUAUCCUAUGCCAAAGCCCAAGUUGGGCAUAGGGUUACCAUUUAUGAUCAAAUUUUUUGAGCAGAUUAAAAUCAUUGAAGUAACUGAAUCGAUGGCACUGGGCGUUAAUUAGCAAAAAUAAGUUUCAAAAGAAUAGGAUUAUUAGUGUAUUUACUUAUACUCCGAAAAAGCAAAAAUUGACAUAUUUGAGUGUGGAUUCACACCAAUUGAUAUUAGCAGACCUGAUAAAAUAAUUGAAGAUAAAAAGCAAUAUAAAUUUUUAUUUGAUUUUAAAAAUCUCUGGGUAUUUAGAGAUAAUCAAGAGGAAAUAGAAUAAGUGUUAAAUAUAUUCAAGGAGAUCAAUGUGAAGGUCAAAUAAAUAUAUCUCUUCACUAAACCCCUGAAUACUUUUAUUGAACAUUAUUAGAUGCUUGGCGAGAUCAGCAUCCUAAAUAGUUAUUAUCCUUUGUUAUUAUUUGAUUACAAGGAUGUUUAAGAUGCAACAAAACGAGGGGAUGAUACUUUUAGAAUCUACCUUCAUAGCGAGGAGGCCUUCGAAAUACUAAUACGAUAGAACUAAAUCAGUCUCUAUAAUAGAAAUCUAUAAAUCAGAAAUCUCAUUUUCCUCUAUCAAGUAGGGAAUUUUAGUGAAAAAUUAGGAUAAAAUUAAUACAAAGUAUUAUGUUAUAAUUUAAUAUAAUAACCUUCUGGAUAGAUAAAUCAGUAAAAAUUAGUGAAGGAACUGAUACCAUAAUUGCAAAAUUUACAAUAAAUGGGCAGCAAUAUUGUUUUAAUAUAUUCGAGUAAAGAAUCUUAAGGUAUGAAAGCUGCUAGGUUGGCGAUUGAAUAAUAUUUGGCAAGAGGGUUAUUAAUAUAUCCUGAAGACAUCUAAAAAUAUAAUGAAUAGUUAAGAUCACUUUAAGUUACACCUGAAUAAUUAAUUUAGUAAUAACAGUAGCAAGAAAAUAAUAGAUUAAAUUAAAAGCAAUAAGAAAUAAUACAACUGAGCAGGGAAUAAGAAAUCAUCAAUCUCUAUGACAGAUGGUUGAAAAAGAUUAAAGCUCAAUAAAUAUUAUUGAGCUCCCAUAAUCUAUUUAUAAAAUUAAUUACAAACAUUAUCCAAUACCCGAAUGACGAGAAAUUCAGAACAAUUUAAAAAUCAAAUAAGACUUUGAAUCUCAACAUUUUAUAAUAUGAUGAAGGAAGAUAAAUUUUGUAAUUAAUUGGAUUUAGAGAAGGUGAAACUGAUUUCAAAAACAUAUUUGAACUCGGCUUAUUAAAAAUGGCAAGAGCAGAUAUUGAAAUUGCAUGGAAAAAGCAGCUUGAAAAAUCUUUAACAUGA